Messenger RNA from Prunus dulcis (almond), 2443 nucleotides. Its product is annotated as heterogeneous nuclear ribonucleoprotein 1-like. The transcript is spliced from 5 exons. Gene Ontology annotation, molecular function: RNA binding. The record is from RefSeq and is a predicted model, not a curated record. The coding region runs from base 433 to 1863 and encodes 476 amino acids. NCBI's taxonomy places the organism in Eukaryota, Viridiplantae, Streptophyta, Magnoliopsida, Rosales, Rosaceae.
AAUCUUCAGCUUCCCAUUUUCAUAGUGCCUAUAUAUUCCUCAGAGACCUUCAAUGCCCUCCCUUUCUCUCUCAAACUUCUGUUUCUCUCUCUAGAAAUACACAUUUUUUAAUCUCGUACUCAUCUGUUUGAUAACUGAAUUUGCAUUUGGUAAUCAAAUAAUCACCAUUGAAAGAACAAACAAAAAGAUUGGAGGGGGCAUAUAUGGAGAGGAGGUUGAACAUGCCCUCUGUUCUUAUUCUUACAGUGCCUCCUCUCAGAUCUUAAUUUUCUUCAAGAUUUGGCAUCUGGGUUUUCAUUAAUCUGUGGGUGUGCUUAAUUCUGGGUCCAGUAUUUGAUCGGUGAAGGAUCGGAUGUUUCAAAAUUGAAUCCAGGAAUACUUGUUUUGAGUCGUAUUACAAUCUGUGUUUGUAAUAUUUCAAAAGAAGAGAAAAUGCAAUCCGAUAGUGGUAAGUUGUUUAUUGGCGGCAUAUCGUGGGACACAAAUGAAGAGCGUCUGAAAGAGUAUUUCAGCAGUUUUGGGGAGGUGGUAGAAGCGGUGAUCAUGAAGGAUCGGACCACCGGCCGUGCUCGUGGUUUUGGUUUUGUAGUUUUUGCAGACCCAGCUGUUGCGGACAGUGUCAUAAUGGAGAAGCACAACAUUGAUGGGAGGAUGGUUGAAGCAAAAAAGGCUGUUCCCAGGGAUGACCAGAAUAUUUUGGGUAGAACCAGUGGCAGCAUCCAUGGUUCUCCAGGUCCAGGUCGCACAAGAAAGAUUUUUGUUGGAGGUUUAGCAUCCACUGUCACGGAGAGUGACUUCAAGAAGUACUUUGAACAGUUUGGGACAAUCACAGAUGUUGUGGUGAUGUAUGAUCACAACACUCAGAGGCCAAGAGGCUUUGGAUUUAUUACUUAUGAUUCAGAAGAGGCAGUGGACAAGGUUUUGCUUAAGACAUUUCAUGAACUGAAUGGGAAGAUGGUUGAAGUCAAGCGUGCAGUUCCUAAAGAGUUAUCACCUGGUCCCAGUCGCAGCCCUCUUGGAGGAUACAACUGUGGUCUGAGUAGGGUUAAUAGCUUCCUGAAUGGCUACACACAGGGGUAUAAUCCUAGUACAGUUGGAGGCUAUGGACUUGGUAGAUUCAGUCCAGUUGCAAGUGGUCGAAGUGGGUUUCCUCCAUUUGCUUCUGGUUAUGGAAUGGGUAUGAAUUAUGAGCCAGGGUUGAGCCCAGGUUUUGGAGGAAAUGCAAAUUUUAAUAGUAAUAUCAGCUACGGACGGGGGUUGAGUCCUUAUUAUGUCAAUAAUUCUAAUAGGUUUAGCAGUCCCAUUGGGUAUGAUGGUGGUAACGGAGGAAACACAUCUUCUUUUUUCAGUUCUGUGACUCGGAAUUUGUGGGCAAAUGGGGGGCUUAAUUACGGAACAAACUCCACAGGUUCCAGUGCUUACAAUGGAUCUGGAAGUGGGAGCAUUGGAGGAAGUACAUUUGGAAACACUGGAGUUAAUUGGCGUUCUUCGGCAAUUUCAGCUCAAGGUGGGGGAAAUAAUGUUCCGAACAAUAGUGGGAGUCUUGGUUAUGGAGCUGGUGAUAACAGUUAUGGUUUGGGAAGCGGAGGGUAUGGAAGAAACAAUGGAACAAGUGUGACCGCGACAUCCUCAUUUGCUGCAUCAAAUGGUGGUUUUGAUGGGGCAUUCGCUGACUUUUACACUAGUGGUUCAGUUUAUGGAGAUCCCACUUGGCGUUCAUCAAAUUCCGAGCGAGAUGGGCCUGGUCCCUUUGGUUAUGGGCUCGGUGGUGCAGCUUCUGAUGUUUCAGCUAAAAGUUCUCCUGGUUAUGUCGGUGGUUAUAGUGUUAAUAAGAGACAGCCAAAUACAGGAAUUGCUGCCUAGGAUCAUCAUUUCUGAUAUCACGACAUUGUAGGUGAAGAUAAUCUGGUGAAGCAGGUGAAAUGUGAAUUUUGCACACCACCCUCAUUUAUAUAUCUCAGUAAAAGAAAUUUGGUUAGUAAGAGCUAACUGGGAGUGCCUGUUUUGGAAGAGUUAAAGUUAGAGUUAGAAGUUAAAAUGGAUUUUGUGUUAAUGCUUUUGAGUUUUGAGUUACCAUUUUAGGUUUUUUUGUUUUGGUCUUUGAGUGAGAUGUAAAAUCAGAUUGCGGGAUAUAGUCAGAAGUGUAUCAUGCAUCUCCGGUGAGGCGGCGAUACCCAAAAGAAAAAAGAAAAGAACCAAAAAAACAAAAAGAGAUAGACUGAUAUAUAUUUUUUUCCCUUUAGAAUUUUAUCUGUAAAAUCUCUUGGCCAAGUUGUGGGUUCUCGUCAGGGAUUUUUUUUUUUUUUUUUUUUCAUUCUUUUGCCCCAUCAUUUGGUUUGUUUUUAUUGUACCUGAGAUUAAUGUUGAUUUACUAGUGUGAAACAUUUUAAGGGCUACCCAUCUAGGGACCCCAUGAAUAAGUAAUCGCAUAUUCUGAUUCUUA